UCGCACUUGUCACUUCGGUGUCAUGGCUGGCAGUAGGCGAGACGUGACACCUCCGCUGAGGUCCCUCAGUUCGGACGAGCCCACGUACGUGGACUUCGUGAACGAGUCCCGACGGCCGGCGCGCGCUUGGUGGCUCAACUUUUGCGGACGACCCGUGUCGUACGGUGACAUAGAACCGGGCGGAUCGAUGAAAAUGAACACAUUCCUAACUCAUCCGUGGAUCUUCAGAACCUCUGAAUGUCGAUCGAGACUUCGAGUGAACACACAGGACGUGUUCUUCCCAUCUUCAGCGGUGUAUGAGGACGGGUACCCGGUGUACGUGAAGGUGUGCAUCACCUCCCCCGUUUAUUCCUUAAAGGAUUGUUGCACCACGGUGAUCCGUAAAAAGGUGAAAAAGGAGGAUUUUGUCAAACUCGAGAUUCCAGAAUGUCUCCAGAAAGACCUUGCCAAGACUCCGAACCUACUGGAGGAAUUAAAGAUCCUCAACUUGCAUUUUAGAGCCAAUGAUCAGUGA
Molecule: messenger RNA, 514 nt
Organism: Scleropages formosus (Asian bonytongue)
Lineage: Eukaryota; Metazoa; Chordata; Actinopteri; Osteoglossiformes; Osteoglossidae
Gene: vhll
Product: von Hippel-Lindau tumor suppressor like
Exons: 3
Coding region: 23-514 (163 amino acids)
Source: RefSeq, a predicted model, not a curated record